AUGAGUGGAAUAGCUUUGCAGGGAUUCAGGUGCCAUGCUUGUCGAAAUGCUGCAUUCCGCUCCUUUGCUGCCAUAAGUAGUCUGUCGAGCUCUACACGACGACCCCAAUCCUCUAUAUCCUACCCUGGCUCAAAGCUCUAUCAGAGAAACGUCCGAACAACCGGAAGACGACAAUUUUCUGCCCUCGGCUCCGUGCAAUCCCAGGCGGAUAGCGAUCUACCUACAAAAACUGAAACAAAGGAGGACACGAGCGCAGAAUCGUCACAUAUCCCGUGGUAUCUACAGGACGAAUCCCAUAAGCCGAGUUCGCAUCCUCUUAAGCAGCAGGAGUUGCCCCCUCUCCCCGAAAACCCGCCUCCUAUAUUAGAGAACCUUCUACAAUAUAUCUCGGUAGAUGCCGGGCUCGACGACCUUGCCCUCCUUGACCUUCGAGGUCUUGAUCCUCCUCCAGCUCUGGGCGCAAAUCUCAUUAUGAUAAUCGGGACAGCCCGAAGCGUUAAGCAUCUUAACGUUUCUGGCGAUCGACUAUGCAGGUGGCUACGGAGCAAUUACCAGUUGAGGCCAGUUGCUGAUGGGCUCCUGGGAAGAAAUGAUCUUAAAAUAAAACUACGACGGAGGGCGAGAAAGGCCAAAGUGACGGGCGAUGCUAGCUCCUUGAACUCCCGAGACGAUGGUAUAACUACCGGGUGGAUAUGUGUUAAUGUUGGGGACGUGGAAAAUGGCCCAUUGAAGACCAAAAAUUCACGGAAUCGGAAUUUUAUCGGAUUCGGCGGCACGGAAGACAAAGUUCGGAUCGUUGUGCAAAUGCUUGUUGAAGAGACGAGAUCCGAACUUCAGCUCGAAGCUCUAUGGGGGAGCCUUCUUAACCCGGAGGCUGGAGAAAUGAAUCCUGCACCUCGUGAUGAUGUCUGGGGCGAUUUAUCUUCAGAGACCACUAGCUCCGGAAAGGGUGUCGACAGUAUUGCAUCUACGUUCAGCCAGCGGUUCCCAGGAAGGAGGCAUAUACAUACCCAAGCCCGACCCAACACCCCUGAGCCACUAUCUCAUGAAACUCUCGGCGAUAUUGUUCAGGAGUCCAGGCCUGCCCUGCCAUCAAAAAUAGUAAGCACAUCUAUGGCAUCCCCAAAUGUCUCUUCUCUGUUGGAACAGUUAUCCCGGUUGCCAGAGGAAGAAGCUCGUCGAGAACUUGGGCUUGGACCCGGCGACAGAGAUUCAACCCUUUUCUUAAGGCUGUUUUACGAGGCAGUGUCGAAAUCUGACACAGAAACAGUACUCAUAGAUAAACUGUCGUUCGCCCGAGCUGCCGUGCUGCUAAAGCACCCCGCGUAUAGGAAAGCAGACCUGUACCGGGCAUUUAAAAGUAUGGCUGCUUCUGGGUGUAGCAUCUCGGAGGAGCUUGCGAUGGACACAGUUCGUACGCUAUUAUCGUUCCAAGGCCCCGAAAAUGCGGCCAAUGAACGCGUCCCUGAACAAGACAUCGACCUAGCAUUAAGAGUUUUGGAACAUAUGAGCCUUCGUGGAAUCAAUAUCUUCAACGGUGAAGUAUUUUUUCUGCUUCAUAAAGCAUCGGCAUUUCAAUCUCACGUUCCAGCCAACGACGCCCCUGGUGCAAUGAACACCUCUGUCAACCCAGAUUCUGUUUCAAAAGUACAGGUGGAAGAACUAGACCGUAUCACGACUGUUCACAACCGAUUGAGCAAAUUAAUGGCUUCUGCCAAUGUCGACUUCGACUACAAGGACUAUCCAGAAUUAUUGAAGAUGUACUUUGAGCAUGGAAAUUACAGCAAUUUCUGGCGCCUAUGGCAUCGAAUACCCCUCAUGCAAAUACCACGGACAAAGGAGCUCUACCUACUCAUGUUCCGCCUGCAUGCUAAACUGGGGCAUCAACGUCAAGCUGUCGAUUGCCUCUCGUCUUGGGUACCUAUGAUGGCCCGAGAACAACCGCCCGUUGCUCUCGACGAGGAACUAACGAGAGCCAUCAUGGCCUGUAUGUUAGUGGCAGAUCCCGCUAUAGACCAAAAGACAGACGAUGGCACUGUGAGCCAGUUCACUCGGCUGUGGAAACAAUGCUUGCGUGACCUUGAGUCUUUCAAAGCUGCGAAUUCUCAAUAA
Messenger RNA from Trichophyton verrucosum HKI 0517, 2112 nucleotides. RefSeq lists its product as uncharacterized. Gene Ontology annotation, cellular component: mitochondrion. NCBI's taxonomy places the organism in Eukaryota, Fungi, Ascomycota, Eurotiomycetes, Onygenales, Arthrodermataceae. The record is from RefSeq and is a predicted model, not a curated record. The transcript has a single exon. Gene Ontology annotation, biological process: mRNA stabilization; mitochondrial proton-transporting ATP synthase complex assembly; mitochondrial gene expression. Bases 1 to 2112 code for a protein of 703 amino acids.